Messenger RNA from Pelodiscus sinensis (Chinese soft-shelled turtle), 998 nucleotides. Lineage: Eukaryota; Metazoa; Chordata; Testudines; Trionychidae. The record is from RefSeq and is a predicted model, not a curated record.
CAACAGAUACAAUGGCAAGGUCUUAUUUUGCUGUGUCCUUUUUUAUUUCUGCAGGAAAAAGGUAACUUCACUUAUUGUCCAGCAACAGGUCUGGCUGUAGGAAAUGAAUGUUCAGAGUUUGCUGGCUGGGCAUUUCCAUUUCCAGGAGUGUUCUUGCUGGAGGAAUUUAUAAGCCAAGAUGAGGAAUAUAAAAUGGUUCAGCUGAUGGAUCAAGAUGACUGGAAACUAUCACAAUCUGGCUGAAGGAAGCAGGACUAUGGGCCCAAAGUGAACUUUAAGAAAAAGAAGCUGAAAACUGGUGGCUUCUUUGGCUUGCCCAGUUUUAGCCAGGAGAUUGUACAGCGAAUGAAGGCUCAUUCUGCAUUAGAAGACUUCUUUCCUGUUGAGCAGUGUAACCUGGACUAUCUACCAGAAAGAGGUUCUGCCAUUGACCCACACUUUGAUGACUGGUGGCUUUGGGGGGAGCGACUGGUUAGCUUAAAUUUACUCUCAAAAACGGUGCUGUCCAUGUCUUGUGAAUCAGAGGAUGGUCUCCAGUUAGUUGCCAAUCACAAGCAAGCAAUGGGGGAAUCAAAUCCCUCUGCCUCACCUCAAGCUUCCCAGAGCCACAAACAAAACCACCUUCCUUCCACAACAGUAUGUGAAAAUUUAGCCAGUUGGGAUAUUAACUACUUGUUUUCCUCAAGAUUUAUUCCAUACAAAAAAGUUACUGUAGACAUUCACUUACCUAGAAGAUCCCUGAUUGCACUAUUUGGAGAUGCACGGUAUAAGUGGAAGCAUGCAAUAUACCGCAAGCAUAUAGAGCAUCGCCGGGUCUGUGUCACCUUCAGGGAGCUGUCUGCAGAGUUCGCUUUGGGAGGAGAGCAGGAAAAACUGGGUAAAGAACUCCUGGAAAUAGCCCUAACAUUUCAAGGAAAACCAGUGUAAGCAUGAGAGAGAAACCUGGAAUUAUGAAUUGUUUGAAUAAUUAAAAAAUAAAGUUCAGAAUUUUUGCAGUU